Molecule: messenger RNA, 4776 nt
Organism: Synchiropus splendidus (mandarinfish)
Lineage: Eukaryota; Metazoa; Chordata; Actinopteri; Syngnathiformes; Callionymidae
Product: cytosolic carboxypeptidase 4
Exons: 26
Coding region: 85-3597 (1170 amino acids)
Biological process (GO): protein side chain deglutamylation; proteolysis; C-terminal protein deglutamylation
Molecular function (GO): zinc ion binding; metallocarboxypeptidase activity
Source: RefSeq, a predicted model, not a curated record
GGUCACCAGGAAGCAUGUGGGGUGUCACAGAUCCCCGCGCUCUGGCCCCCUGGCCAGACCACAUCAGCCAAUCCUCCGUGAUUCAUGUCCGUGCGCGAGACGGAUUUUCUCCAUCGCUGUCUGUCAGACUCUUUAACGGCCGCCCCCCUUCUCUGCCCCUCUGUCUCUCCCGCGACCCGACGGACCGGCUGCAGCGGAGACAAGUCGACCAGCGAUGGCCGCCUCCCUCGGCUCCUCCAGCGGCCUGGAGACCCUCCUCUCCACCCUGCAGAACACCGGCGAUGUGGAGAGCACCUUGAACAACCUGAAUGUCCUGGACGAGCUUCUGUCUGCAGGCAGAGACUCGAGGACCCUGCGUGUCUGUCAGCGAGUGUGUGGCCUGCUCUUUCAGGGAGCGACCGCAGGAUCCACUACAUGAUCAGUAAAGGCGGCAGCGAGGUGCUGCUGACCGCACUGGUCAACACGGCUCGCACCUUCAGCCCCAACUACACCGUCCUGCUGCCACUGCUCCACCUGCUGGCCAAAGUGGGACACCGAGACCGGCGGAUUGGCGUGAAGGCCGAGGACGCGGGAGCCGUGCUGCUGACCCUCAACCUGCUCAAGCAGAACCUCACACACGCCCAGAGGGCUGCCGCCUGUCUGCUGGUGCUCCAGGUCUUCUGCACGUCAGUCUCCGCCGCGAACAUCAUCGGGGAGAACCAGGGCCUGGAGGUCAUCUACCGGCUGAUCCCUCACCGCACCACCAGGCACCGCCACGCUGGCAAGAUUUCCAUCAAUGCCUUCGCAGCUCUUCUGAGCACAAAAGCGAAUGUGGAGGCAGCGGUGUCAGGCGGAUACAUCUCCGGCCUGCUGCGGCUCCACCAGGAGUGGCACCUCCGGGACGCCGAACCUGCCGACGUGGAGAUGUGCCACGCUCUGCUGCGCUGCCUCCACCAGCUGGCCUACAGCACUGCAGGGCAACUGGCUCUGGUGUCGCAGGGCGGCCUGCGGCUCCUCUACGACACCACGCAGAUGUGUUUGUCCACCAAAGCCCUGGAGACCCUGGUGGGGCCGUCCGUCCAGCUGAUGCGCAAGUGUCUCCCCAAGACCCGUCUCCCCCUGACGUCAGAUCGCUCGGCCUACACCUUCCCCCUCCCCGGGCGGCCGACGGCCCCCGAGCCAGACGAGUGCAGCGAAGACAGCGGGGACGAUGAUGAAGAUCAAGAGGGAGAAGAAAGCAAAGACUAUGACGACGACCUGGAGACUGACUUGAACAAACUUCGCCGUCGGCCAGAACCAGACCGGCCCAAGGACCAGCUGCCCCAGUACCUGCGUUUCUGUCCCGAACUGUCGCACGACUUCCAGGGGCUGGACUUGAGUUCAGGUCCAGAUGAGAGUUCCACAGCUUCAUCUUCCUCCGAUGAAGAGCAGGUCAACGGUUUCUCUCCUCCCGUCUCCAGAAAAGAUCGACGACGGAGUUCUGGACUGACCCGGUCCACUUCUGAGUCCGAGCCCGAAACGUCCGCUGGAGUUCCAGUCGACAGCCACUUGCCGGGUCCUGACUUCAACAACCUCCUCAGCAGCAGCCCGGUGCUGGAGCGGCUCGCCGGAGAGACAAGGGACAGCGCAGUGGACGAGCAGAACCAGGAGGAGGCAGAGGAAUCGCAGCGUCACUCCGUCAUCGACAGGCUGCUGGACAGACGUGGGGCUGGUGUUUCCCACCACGACCCCAAGACCUACCGCACCGUCGCCAGAAAGACCAAGUCCAUUCCAGGGUUCGACAUCCUGGCCUUCCCUGAUUUCUGGGGUCACGUCCCUCCGCCGGGACACGAGCCCAUGGCCCCUCGCAGAGCCAACGUUCAGAGACAGAAGGUGUUUGAAGACGUCCAGCGCUUCAUGAACGCCGGCGACAUCAUCGACCAGGUGGUGUUUGACCUGGAAGACUGCAGUCCUCAGAGUCCGUCUGUGAGAGCAGAUUCCUUGAAGUUCUUCUCCCAGUUUGAGUGCGGGAACCUGAGGAAGGCCGUCCAGGUCCGCAGGUUCGAGUACGACCUGGUGCUGAACGCCGACGCCAACUGCUCGCAGCACGCCCAGUGGUUCUACUUCGAAGUGAGCAACAUGCAGGCGGACGUCCCGUACCGCUUCAACGUCAUCAACUGUGAGAAGAGCAACAGUCAGUUCAACUACGGGAUGCAGCCGGUGUUGUAUUCGGUCAGGGAAGCUCUGGAAGGGAGGCCGCACUGGGUCAGAGCUGGCGCCGACGUUUGUUAUUACAGAAACCACUUUUGUCCGGCACGAGGUCGAAGAAAACCCAGCUUUUACACGCUGACUUUCACCAUCACCUUCAAGCACCAGGAGGACGUCUGCUACCUGGCCUACCACUACCCGUACACCUACUCUGCUCUGAAGGCUCACCUGAAUGUACUGCAGAAGUCCGUGGACCCGGCUCAGGUGUUCUUCCAGCAGCAGGUUCUCUGCACCACUCUGACCGGGAACCCUUGUCCCGUGGUCACCAUCACGGCGUGCCCGGCCAGCCGGGGCUGGAGGGACAUGCACCAGCUCCGGAACCGGCCCUGCGUCUUCCUCACGGGCCGGGUGCACCCGGGCGAGUCCAACGCCAGCUGGGUCAUGAAGGGAACCCUGGAGUUCCUGUGCAGCAGUGACCCCGUGGCGCAGAGUCUGAGGGAGGCCUUCGUCUUCAAGAUCAUCCCCAUGCUGAACCCCGACGGGGUCAUCAACGGCACGAACCGCUGCGACGUCAACAGCGAGGAUCUGAACCGGCAGUGGUCCAGACCCGACCCGGUCCUCUGUCCGACCAUCUACCACGCCAAAGGCCUGCUCUACUACCUCAACAGCAUCGGGCGGACGCCGCUGACUGACGUGGGAACGUUCCCGAUCCACCGCCAGGUGUUCUGCGACUACCACGGCCACUCGCGGAAGAAGAACGUCUUCCUGUACGGCUGCAGUGUGAAGGAGACGCUGUGGCAGUCGGGCUCCACCGUCGACACCAUCGGACUGAAGGAGGAUCCGGGAUACAGAACCAUCGCCAAGACGCUCGAUCGCAUCGCGCCAGCGUUUUCCUUCAACAGCUGCAACUACUUGGUGGAGAAGUCGCGCUCGGCCACGGCGAGGGUGGUGGUGUGGCGAGAGAUCGGCGUGCUGCGCAGCUACACCAUGGAGAACACGUACAACGGCUGCGACCAGGGGAUCUACAAGGGUCUUCAGACAGGGACCAGGGAGCUGCAGGAGAUGGGGAUGAAGUUCUGCCACAGUCUUCUGUCUCUGACCAAAGACAUCAACAUCCUGUACAAGCGGCCACUCAUCACCCACGUGGACCUGGACAGCAGCCUGCUGGACCACAAGUCGCACAACUGCUUCGAGGACGAUGAGCCCCCGUGCGUGGAGGACAUCGAGUACUCCGCCGACUGUCCCGCACCCGAAGGAGCGGACCUGGACUCCGACGUGGACAAGAACAUGGCGAACACGGACCGGGACUCGGGUGAUGAGGGGCGAGGAGGCGGAGUCGAGCAGCGGCCGAGCCUGCGCAGCCGACCGUCGCCCCUCAACGGGCAGCGCGACAAGUGCGUCGCACGGAGAAUCGGCGUGGACAAGUCUUAAGCUAACAGCGGCUCUGAGGGCUCAAAUCACCGUCCGGUGCUAGCUAGCUUGAACUGGAGAUGUAAGAAUCUAGAGACGCCACUUCCUCUCUCAGACAAGUGUCAGACAAGAUUUCAAAACGGCCGCCGCAAAAACAACAAGCCUCACUCUACGGAGCAGUACAUUAUCUGCCAGAACACAGAUCCGAUCAAAGCCAUCCCAGACAGCAGGUCCAAAGAUUAACAUCAGGCGCAGACAGGUGCAGCGCAGGGGGUGCCACGAGAGGGGGCCCAGAGGGACGGGAGGUAUGGCCCCAACUGACUUAGAAGAGUCGCAGAACCAAUGCUCAGAUGUGGGGAAGGAUGGGAGCUCAGUGGAGAAAAUGCCCUCUCGGCUUGGUGUUUCCUCAGCAUGUGUGAAACAGCCUAGCAGUGUGAGGCAGUGGCUCGGAACCUACACUGUCCAUUUGACAGAAUAACAUGAAGAGGAAGAGACAGGAAGGAAAACUGAACCAGGAGAUAUGAAAACACAACAAAUAUCUGAAACGCAGAGUAAAAUCGGGUCAGAAAUGGGAAGAACAAACAACAAACAUGCUCUCUAAAAUACACAACUAACCCAGCACUCGGAGCCACGGUGAUAAUGUGGACAACAAGACCUGGCGAGAGCACGAUCUGGCUUUGUUAAAUCACUGGUGGAUUCAUUUUCCGAGGGCCGGGACGUGGCGGCCAAUCAGACGGAAGGAAAAAUCCUCGGUGAAAUGUCAAGGACUCUGUGAUCGGAUCUGUGGAAGCCACACUGGAGAUGAGUGACAGGCCGGGGGCGGGUGGUCCUCGCUGGAGUCUGACUGAAGACACGUGAGACGCCCACGGGGCAUUUCUGUCAGAGGGAGGUGAUGGUCGUUCUCUUAAACACACAAGUCACCAGGGUCGUCAUGUGGUCCUCCCGGCCCAGGCAAGGGUGACCGCCCCCCCAACACACACACACACACACACACACACACACACACACACACACACACACACACACACACUCUGGUUUCCUCCGCCGUCCGUAACAUCUUCAUUGAAAGCUAAAUCGUCCGUGUGAGUGGUGUCUGUCAGCGUGUGUCCCGUGAUGCGCUGGAGACCUGUCCAGGGUGUCCCUGAAGGUGUGAGUGAACAUGGCGUGCAACAUCAGCUUUCUCUGUUGCUGUUAAAUAAA